This is a messenger RNA of Brassica napus (rape), 1906 nucleotides long. RefSeq lists its product as uncharacterized. The record is from RefSeq and is a predicted model, not a curated record. Lineage: Eukaryota; Viridiplantae; Streptophyta; Magnoliopsida; Brassicales; Brassicaceae. The transcript has 2 exons. The coding region runs from base 37 to 1413 and encodes 458 amino acids.
GAACCGAAGGGGAAGAAAAGACUAAAACUUCCGAUCAUGGGAACUCCUUCUAGAGUGUAUCCAGACUACAGCGAGAUCUUGGCUGCUCAACUGAGGGACGAAAACUUCGGCCCUUCAGCGAACAUGGAUGGGACGGGCAGCGCAGUUGCGGAUACAUCGAUCGAUCGGGCGCCAGCGCCGGUGAUCGUUACAGUUGAUUCUGGCGUCGAGGGACCCGUUGACGUUCGUCCGCCGAAGAAAAAGAGAAAGAGGACUAAGUCUUCCAAAGAGGUGACGGCUGACCCUCCUUUGGAUGGAGAUGAAACCGAGGCUGCUCAAACGCAACUCGAACCAAUGGGUGGUGACGAGGUGGAAGAAGGUGAUGAAGUUGCUCCCAUAGAGGGUUUUACGGGUCCGCCCGGAGAUGAGUCGUCGGGAGGGGAGGCCCGGGAGCCUGGUGAGGUGACUCGUCCGAUCGACGGUGGGAUGCAGACAACUCUAUCUGUUUCUGAGUUUGCGUUUGCAGACAAAUUUGCUGAAUCACUUCGUGCGGAUGCGGAGGCUGCUGCUCGGAAGAAUGCUCUCGUGAUGGAAUACGAAAAAGCUUUGCAGAAGUUGACAUUGGAUCUUAAGGAAGCGGAAGGGACAAUCAAGAUAAAAGAGGCUCGGCUUGAAGCGGCUAGAAAGGAGAAGCACGAUAGGGAUAAGGAGCUGGCCGCUGAGGGAGGUCGCUAUUCCCGCGAGCGUCGGCAAGCAAUCCAGACGGCCGCGGAUCUUGAGGAGGAGUUAGAGACCGCCCGAGACAUAAUUUCUCGGCUAGAGGCGGAGAAGGUCGAGGAACUUGAGAAGACGAAGAGAGCGAUGGAUCGCACGAGACAAUCUCGCAAUCGCGAGCUUUUAUCCGAGAGAAGUUGCGUGGUUGCUGCGGAUAAUAGGCGUUUCGACAAAUUUCGGAAGUAUAUUGCCGAUCGAGAUGAAAAGGAGGAGAAGCGUCUACUCCAUGGUACAACUCUUGGAACCUUGGACGCGUUGAGUUUAUUGGAGACCAAGGGACUGUCUUUCCCGCAACAACUAAAAGAUCUUUUGACUGCUAACGAGGAGAAGUUCAGGAAAGAGGUAGAAAACGUUAGUGUUGAAGUUAUCGCGGAGCGCGAUCUUGCUCUCUCACCUCCUCGUAGGGACUUGCUUCCUUAUGGGAACCAGUUUGGAUCAACCUUCGGCACCGUUGAUUCUGAUUCUGCGAUGGCUCUUCGAUCUCCUUUCCUUUGUGGUGAGAGUUCGACCGCUGCUCUGGAUCCGGCCAUUGCCUGUCGAUCGGCGGCUGUCACGUCCGAUGGUCGUGCGGUUACUCAGGACAGUCUCGGGGUUCCUGCGCCUGCGAGGGUCGCGGAAGCAGGAAGUGUUGUUUCGUCGGAAGUAGCCAUUGAAGAAUAGUCUUCAAGGGUUGAUCGUGCUACCCUGUUGUUGUUUUACUACUUAUGUUUUUUUUUAUUUAGCACCUUUUGUUAUGGCCUCCGAACUCUGUUCCUUUUGGUCGGCCGCUUGCUGUUGCAUUUGGUUUGAAACCGUUGUUGUAUCUUUUGGAUCUUCUUUAUUCUCCUAGUUUCAGACGCUCUCCCUUUAAGUUCUAUGUAAUAUGUUAUCUCAGCAUCUUUUUGACAAAGAGCAGAUUAGCCUUUGGAGCAAGGCUGCUAGAGAAGCGACCACGACUAGUUGCGAGCAAUGUGCGAACUUAUCUUAGGAUCGAAAAGAACUUUGGCGCAAUGAGCCCGUUGAUCUUUGAACUUAAGCUCGAGCUUCUUGGUGGUCGUCGUGUAUGUAUGAUCUCAGGCUUCUUUGGCCGUCGAGCAAAUGACGGGGUUUUAAACCCGCGAGAAGCUUCCGUUGAUGGAGCUGUGAGAAGCUUUCGUUCGCGCCAUGUCUUUGG